AUGAGUGCGAUUGUGUUCACGACGCCGUUGACCACCGAGGAAUCGAGCUUCUACUCGUCGAAGUUCAAGCAAUUGGACUCCGAGAACCUUGGGAUCGUCUCGGGGGAGAGUUUGAAGCCGCUUUUCGCGCAGUCUGGGCUUGGAGCACAGGUUCUGUCGCAGAUCUGGACACUUGUCGAUGGCAACAGCAAGGGGUUUCUGAACUCCCAGGAGUUCAACGCGGCACUUAGAUGCAUCGGUAACUUGCAAGCGUACCCGUCGCUGCCCGUGACCAAACAACUGUACGAGGUGCCCGCGAGGAGACUGCCCGUGUUCUCCACGCAACCUGCGGUUCCACAGAAAGAUAUCCCAUUGCCCUCCCACAACGACGUUGCCAAGUUUUCCCAGCUGUUUGACAGAACAGCCAACGGGCAACAGUUCUUGCACGGUGACAAGGCAAAGGAUAUCUUCCUGAAGGCGAACUUGCCAAACCAAACACUAGGAGAGAUCUGGGGGCUCUGCGAUAGGGACUCCUCGGGCGCCUUAGACAAGUCAGAGUUCAUCAUGGCCAUGUACUUGAUCCAGCUGUCCAUGAACAACGACAGGUCGUUGUCGCCAGUGCCAGGGCAACUGCCCGCACAACUGUGGAACGCUGUCGCAACCGGAAUUCUGUCAUCCAACUCCACAGGGGUUUCUUCCCUGCCAGGUGGUCAACUGAGUGCGAACUCUACUGGACAACGCCAACCACACCACCCACCACAACCACCAUUGGGGCGGGUCUCGUCAAUGACCUUUAGAAACGCGUCGCACGACUGGACUAUCUCCCAGGAGAAGAAACAGCAGUUCGACGCUCUGUUCGACUCGCUGGACCAAAACAAGCAGGGAUCGUUAUCCGCACAGGUCCUCGUGCCCUUCUUCCUAUCCUCGAAACUGAAUCAGGAAACACUCGCUUCCAUCUGGGACUUGGCUGAUAUUCACAACAGCGCAGACUUCACAAAACUAGAGUUUGCCAUCGCAAUGUUCCUGAUCCAGAAGAAGACUUCCGGACUAGACUUACCGGAUGUCGUGCCCAACGAACUGCUGAACUCGCCAGCAUUGGGACUCAACAGCAACAACAACAACCAACAGCCACCGGCACAGCAGUUUUCCAUCCCAUCAAGGACUACAAAGCCAUCGUUUGAAGAAGCGCCAAGACAAGUAGCACAACCAUCCAACAACGGAUCCAUCAAUGACCUUAUGGGUUUGAACAGCUCCUUUGCGUCUCCUCCGCCAGCACUGCCCCGUCACGAUACUAACAACAGUAUUGACUCUAACGGACCACCACCGGCUUUGAAGAAGUUCACACCAACGUCCAACUUCGGCCAAAACAUCAUCAAGGAGGAAGGUGAGGGCGCGUACAACCAACCGCAGUUUCAAAAUAAGGCUGCUGCGGUUUCUCCACAGCAGAGGUCCUCUUCGGUGGCUCUACCACAAGUACCCAAUUUUGCCUCUUUGAGUAUCCCAACAUCGGCAACUGGUGGUGCUGUAGCGGCAACUGCAGGUGCUGUGGGUGCAGGAGUUGCAACGAUGGGUAAAUCUUUAGCAGGUGGGUUCCAGAACAACGACUUGUAUGCUGAUAGUACCGCAUCCGCUCAGUUGUCUAAUGCAACGACUGACUUGGCGAACUUAUCGAACCAAGUAAACUCCUUGACGACGCAGGCUACUGCCACGAAUACGAAAAAGGCAAGGGCAACCCAGGAGUUGCAAAGGGUCAACGAGAUGAAGCAGUCUAUCCAGACGAAACUGGCCACUCUGAGGUCUACCCACGACGCCAACGUCAAGCAGACAGAACAGCUGCAGAGCCAACUCGUCGUCGCCAACAAGGAGACGGAGACCUUGCAGGGAGAACUGAAUGUUGUAGAGGCCAAUUUCAACGCUAUGCAGGGCCAAAUCAACGAUUUGAAUGGACAGUUGACUCAAGCGCAAACUGAAAACCAAACUUUGAAGGAAAGGAUCAACAACUUCAACGCACAAGCGGCAGCUCUGCAGACGCAGCUAGAGGAGAAGCAACAGCAGGUGAAACAGGAAAGGUCUGUUGUGGACGUGAAUAGCAAACAGAUCGAACUAAACGACAUCACCGUGGCAAACUUCACUAACGAGAUCACCGGGUUGGACGAGAAAUUGGCCUCCUUCGUGAGCAAGCACAGCGAACUGGACAACUACCAAAAAACUUUGGAGGAAAAACAUGCCCAAUUACAACAGAAAUACGAGGAGUUGUCAAACACAGAAACCGAUCUAACCGAGAGACAAACCGCCUUGGACGAAAGGAACCAACAGAUCGAGGAACAAGAGAAGUUGUAUCACGAGCAAGUGACCCGUCUUCAAGGCAUGUUUGACGAGUUGGCGCAAAGAAGGGAGGAUUUCGAGAAGGCGGACCAAGACUUGAAGAAUCAACACAUGGAGUACGCUACUCACGUUCAAGAGCUAUCUGAAAGACAGAUGAAGUUGGCGAUGGGUGAGCUACCCGAUGAUGCUGAAAAGAUAAUCAGCCAGAAUAACAUUUUGACCAACGAGGAACAAAUCUCAAAGUUUGUCGACAGCACCGUCAAGGAAUCCCAUCUAGACAAAGCUAUGAAUGCAGAAGGCGAGAACGGUAAAGCGGAAAGCGAUGUUUUCAGCAAGGAUGUCCCCACGGUACCCUCUCAGACGGAGACUACGGAGGCCAAUAACUCUACUACUUUAAGUAACGGGAACGAAAAUAUUUCGGACCGGUUUGAAGGUGACUUGAACGAAUACGGCCUUCCAAGAAUUCAAUCAUUCACGUCAUCUGUCGCGAACAACGCUCCGCAAUCUGUCAGGGACGAUAUGGAGUUACCAGCUGUAGCGGAAAGAACCACUGCUCCGGAGAGUGCCGGUAACAACACUAUCACUUCAUCCACUGGGAGUUCUCAUAUCCCAGGAGAUUGGGAAACCCCACCUGCGGAGGCGCCAACAGCAUCCAACGACACGGAUUCUGAGACGUCGAUUCAGGAAUCGCCCAAACCAGAAGGGCACUCCCAUUUAGAAGAUGCCGUUGAUGCUGUCAACAUCCGUGCGCAAAAUACCAAUAGGAAUCAGAUUGACGAGGAGUUCCCACCGAUCCAAGAGUUGGAUGUCAACGACAGCGACUCGUCCUCGUCUUCCUCCUCGGAGAAGGAUUUCCAAGACACUCGUGACUCGAUGAAAUCGCCAAAGAUUCCUGCGAACGCACCUGCCGCUGUGGUGGAGAAGGAUGAGUUCGAUGACGAGUUUGCUGGGCUACAAGAGGCCGCUAUUGAGAACACUGCUGGUGGUGAUGACGCUGGGGCGGAGACAGCGACUCCUAACCUUUCUGGUGCAAAUGCUCAGUUCCGAAGUUACCCAUCUGCUGAUUUGGCCGGUGAGUUGAACGAUAACACAUUCACCGUGGUCCCCGCUCCCGCGGCUGCCCCCACGCAACCAGCGGUUCCGCCGCAUGCCGCUACGUCAAACUCGCCCAACGAUGUGAGCAACGACGAGUGGGACGAGAUCUUUGCCGGGUUCGGGAAUUCGAAAUAUGGUGUGGAACAACCUCCUACGCCCACACCACAGAGCCACCCACCGCGGUCACCACUUCCGCAAGCGCCAGCCCAGGGUCAGUUUGAGGCUCAACCGCUGUCGAAACCCCCUGUGAACAGGGCCAUUGCUACGACGCCCAAGUCUCUUGCUAUUGAGGAGCUGAGCGGGAUGGGGUUUACUGAGAUGGAAGCGACGAAGGCGUUGCAAGAUUGUAACUGGGAUUUGGAGGCUGCUACGAAUCUUCUGUUGGAUAGUGCUUGA
Messenger RNA from Huiozyma naganishii CBS 8797, 3795 nucleotides. RefSeq names its product Ede1p (gene EDE1). Gene Ontology annotation, biological process: endosomal transport; endocytosis. Gene Ontology annotation, molecular function: calcium ion binding; protein binding. NCBI's taxonomy places the organism in Eukaryota, Fungi, Ascomycota, Saccharomycetes, Saccharomycetales, Saccharomycetaceae. Gene Ontology annotation, cellular component: cytoplasm; plasma membrane. The record is from RefSeq and is a predicted model, not a curated record. The coding region runs from base 1 to 3795 and encodes 1264 amino acids. The transcript has a single exon.